AUGAAUAUAAAAAUCGCAUUAUUUAAUGUUUUAAAUUACUAUUGGAAAUAUCCAAUCUGUGAAGCUCUUCUUGCAACACUCCUUGAUCCUAGAAAUAAAAAAAUAGAAUUUGCGACUUAUUCUCAAAGACUUGAGGCCAAAGCAUAUUUAGUGGCUGAGUAUGAAGUAUUUAAAGAGCAAGAAACAAUACUGACAAAUACAGUACAAAUAGAUAACCUUGAAGAGGAAGAAAAUGUCUUGUUAGCUGUUAUGUAUGAACCUAUUCAAGAAUCUGACAUUAAUAAUGAAAUUCAAACUUAUCUUGCAUUGCUGAAAAUUCCAA
Molecule: messenger RNA, 322 nt
Organism: Racocetra persica
Lineage: Eukaryota; Fungi; Glomeromycota; Glomeromycetes; Diversisporales; Gigasporaceae
Source: the annotation of a GenBank genome assembly